Otolemur garnettii (small-eared galago) is the source of this 3054-nucleotide messenger RNA. It is a transcript of the gene UBL3, whose product is annotated as ubiquitin like 3. Gene Ontology annotation, molecular function: protein binding. The record is from RefSeq and is a predicted model, not a curated record. The transcript has 5 exons. Bases 1043 to 1396 code for a protein of 117 amino acids. Lineage: Eukaryota; Metazoa; Chordata; Mammalia; Primates; Galagidae.
UGCUGCCGCCAUGUUGGUUUGAGGCGAUGACAGGAGGCGGUCGCGGCGUGUGAGACUGAAAAAGUGGAGGAGGAGGAGAAACAAAGCUCUAAGAGGAAACCAUUCCCGAACUGAGGAGAGGGAGAACCCGGCCUCUUCCGGGGGCCAGCCGAAGUCGGCGUCGCCCGGAGAUCGCGAGGCCGGGGAGGGGUGGGGAAGGCGGAGACGGGGGAGGCGGAGGCAGGAGAGAAGCGCAGAGGAGCUGGAGACUAUGCGCCCCGACCCCCUUCGCUGCCCGGAGGCGCCCGCGGCCUGAGUCCCGACCGGCCGUGGAGUGUCCUGGCCGGCCUCGAGCCGCCCCGCGCUCGCCGCUCCCGGCCCCGUCUCUCCGCCCUGGGCUUUCGCUUUGGCUCCCAACUAGUUAAAUGCCCUUGAGCGCGGGGUUCCGCGGUUCGGCUCUCAGCCCCAGCGGCGCGAGUUGAGCCGUUUCCCUGGGCCGUCCGCGCGGGCUUCUCGCGUGCGGCUCCUCGGCGGGGUCGCCCGGUUGCAGUUCGGCCGCCACUCACCGCUCACGGGUCGAUGUGUAGCUACAUAGUUAUCUAUGUACAUGCACGCUGGGGCAUUUUUCUCCUGCUUAAUGAGGACUUGACUCGGGAGCGAGUGUGAAUCACUGCCGGGGCUGGGAAAGAAGGAAGGCGGAUUUAACCCCCUCCCACUCCGCUCCAUGUCCGUGUGUCAUUCGGCUCGGUCCACCUGGCGCGGCCGGUCCUGGGGCUGCUAUUGCUGCUGCUGACGACGACGACAACGACAACGGGGGCUGCCUCUGCCGUCCCGAGAGUUUCUUCACUCCGGCCGCACAGCUUCUGGGGAUUGUUCCUCUUCGCAUCAGAACCUCGGCCAGGCCUGCACUUUGGCUCCGAAAUAACUUAUUUUGGGGGGCGCAAAAGCACACCGCGAACCAAUCAAAAUUGUGAAGGUUUAUUUCUGUAGCUUGAAGACUUCUCUUUUUUGUUUGUUAUAUAUUUUUUCCUCGUAAACAUUUGGGAAUAUAUCAAACGGCAAGAUGUCCAGUAAUGUCCCGGCGGAUAUGAUAAAUUUGCGCCUCAUCUUGGUAAGUGGAAAAACAAAAGAGUUCCUGUUUUCUCCUAACGAUUCUGCUUCUGACAUUGCAAAACACGUGUAUGACAAUUGGCCAAUGGACUGGGAAGAAGAGCAGGUCAGCAGUCCAAAUAUUCUACGACUUAUUUAUCAAGGACGAUUUCUACAUGGAAAUGUCACAUUAGGAGCAUUAAAACUUCCUUUUGGCAAAACAACAGUGAUGCAUUUGGUGGCCAGAGAGACAUUGCCAGAGCCAAACUCUCAAGGUCAAAGGAAUCGUGAAAAGACUGGCGAGAGUAAUUGUUGUGUAAUCCUGUAGUUGCUGUCUGCUAAGAGUGAUGUGAUAUAUCGUCUUUGUCUUUCAUGCUGCUGGGACAGAAGAGACCCAACAUUGCUCAGAAACCUUUAAGAACAGUCUGCCUGUAAAUCCAUGGAACUGAACUAUCACACGAACACUGUCAUUUUUUCUCAUGAAAGUAAAAAGAACCAAGAACGUUUUUCACUAUUUUUUUUUAAUUUCUUGUGUUUUUGCUUACGUUGAGCAGUUUUGAAACAUACUGGUUUUUGAAUGCAGUCAAUCUCCAGGGGGAAAGUUAACAAGCUAUCUUUCAUAACAGAAAUCAUUUUGCUGCCACAAAAAUCUUCAUCACCAGAACUAACAAAUCAAGUGUUCCAAAUAUAAUUUGCACUAAAAAAGAUUGGCAUUAUUUUCCUCAUCAGCAGAAUUUAUAACAGUUUAUGGUACCUAGAAAUACAUAUUUAAUUCUGUACUAGAAAACACUCAGCAUUUAAUACGUUAAUUACUGGGCCAACUUGAGAGGAAAGAAAAAUGGAAAAGCAACUAAAAUGUUGGGUGAAUUCUACCAAAGUCAGCCAUGGUGGCUGCACUGGCACAGAAUACUAAACUGAGUGUGACUAUUUUCACUGCAACAAAUGAAAAAACAAAUCAAAAUGUGCCUGUUGUUUAAAGCACUCAGUAGAGGGCUGAUGAAACUAUUUUUCCUUUAAGACAUGCACUCUUGAGUCCUACAGUAACUGAGUGCUUGGUCACACAGCACAAGAAGGGGUGAGAGUGCGUCUCCUAGCCUUAAUGUGGGAGGGGAAUUCCAGUUGCUCAUAGGCUUUCAUUAUUGUGCAGAAAUAUUAGAAAACCUCAUUGACUGAUAAAUAAAUUUUGUGUACUUGAAUAUCAGCAAAGUGAAGUUUUUCAUAAUUAUUGCUCAUCUGUAACCAUGUCCAGUGUCACACUUACUCGUAAGAGAGUUAGGAUGAAUUCUUAAAAUUAAAAAAAAAACUUCAUAGUACUAAUUUUAUUUCUUUAUGUAGCUUGCAUUUGGUAUUAGUGCUUGCAAUUGUAUUAAAAUCAAAAGCUGAUUUUUACAGCAUACAUGAUUAAGGAUGCCAUUCUUUUAUUUCAUACCAAUUUAAAGAUUGAUAUGCUAAAAACAAUUUGCACAGCACUAAAGCAUGAGCUAGUUUCAUCUAAAUCUGUAAAAAUAUGAAAGAUUUUAUAUUUUUUCACUGGGAAGAAAUUCUUCCUGGAUGAAAUUACAAAUACAUGUAGAAUAUAUUUAAUAAAAGACUUAUAAAAUACCUAACUUUAGAUCUUAAAUAUAGAUUGGCGAGUAGUGUAUAGAACAAUAUUCCAUAUAAAUAACUUUAGCCUUUAUAAAAAUGAAGUUGCAGGCUGACAUUAUGUUCUCUACUUACUAAAUGUCCACCGUCCCUACAAACAUGAAGUGUAAAUGGUUUCAAAAGUCAGCGUUGUUUAAAUGUAAUCAAGUUAUUUUAUUCAUUGUUAAUGCUUUGAUGAAAAGGCUUUAUAUGCAGUAGAUCUACAAAAAUAUUGUUCAUACUGAUCACAAUUAAAUUUGUAUAGAGCAGAGUUUUAAAAUGAAUGUAAAUAGCACUAAACAUUUUCUUUCUGCAACCUGUACUUAGAUUCUUUCUGUAAACUAAAUAAAAAAAAUUGUAGUG